AUGCUCAUCAUCACCCAAAUCCCCGCCGCCCACUGCGGUCCCUCGCCCGACGAGCAAAGCCACGCGGGCAAGAACCGCUUCGAAUGCCGCACGUGCCCCUACCAGAUGGUCCUCGACCGGCGCUACUACGAACGCAAGAAUCAGAAUCUCAAGAAAGUAGACGAUAUCCUCGGCGGCGCCGAUAGCUGGCAGAAUGUCGAUCAGACGGAUGGUGAGUCCCCGCCCCGCCCCGCCCCGCCCCUUUACUUCCAGACUGGGUCUGUGUCCAACCACCCUGGAUCCAAGAACCAUCCAUCCAUCCAUCCAUCCAUCCGUGCAUCCAUGGCUGCUGACUCUUUGUCUGUUCGUGUGCAAAACAGCCAAAUGCGCAAACGAAAACUGUGACUCCCGCCGCGCGUAUUUCCGUCAAGUCCAGAUCCGCAGUGCGGAUGAGCCCAUGACGAGCUUCUAUAAAUGCGUCGUGUGUUCCAGAGAGUGGAGAGAGAAUUAG
This is a messenger RNA of Lecanosticta acicola, 490 nucleotides long. NCBI's taxonomy places the organism in Eukaryota, Fungi, Ascomycota, Dothideomycetes, Mycosphaerellales, Mycosphaerellaceae. The record is from the annotation of a GenBank genome assembly.